CAAAAAUACGUCAAGCACUGUAAGCGGUAGUUGAAAGUCCACAUUAACUGUGAUGAUUGACAGCUGUCAGAACAUUCAGCGCCUUAAUUCACAUUACGAGCAGCGAGUCUGUUCCGGAUUAUUCACACAAAGUGUAUCAGAUGACGAGAAAUACUAGGCUACAGUUAAAACAGUCAGUGCAAGCAUAGCUCAAUGCUAACCAGUUUUGCAGGAUUUGGGCAGAAGCAGACUGAUCAUGAGCACAGAGACUCAUGUGAAGGACAUUAAACCUGGACUAAAGAAUCUCAAUGUCAUCUUCAUCGUGCUGGAAACAGGGCGAGUGACGAAGACCAAAGACGGUCAUGAGGUGCGCACGUGUAAAGUGGCCGACAAGACGGGCAGCAUCAGCAUAUCGGUUUGGGAUGAAGUCGGUGGGCUCAUUCAGGCUGGUGACAUCAUCAGACUUACCAAAGGUUACGCCUCAGUUUUUAAAGGCUGUUUGACACUGUACACUGGAAGGGGAGGUGAACUACAGAAGAUUGGAGAAUUCUGCAUGGUGUAUUCUGAGGUGCCAAACUUUAGUGAGCCAAAUCCAGAAUAUUUGGCCCAGAUGAAUAAAACGGGACUGAAUGACCAGAGCAACAUGAACAGCAGCACUGGAGCCACUGCAGGUAAUGACACUCCCAAUGGAAAUGGAGUGAAUUCUCAAGGCUCUGGAAACUCCACUAAUCCACAACCGGCUGGACGAGCGAGUGGUGGAAAUGGAAACAGGUCGACACCAAGUCCUGGUGUGGGGGGAAGUUCCGUAAGCAACGGCAAGGAGACACGGAGAACAGUCAAAAGAUGAUCUAGUUUAGUAACGGAGCAACAUCAUCAUUUCAGAAUGGUUUUGGUGAGCAGCUAUUUGUCUUGUCUCAUCUGAAGACAUAUUGCUAAACUUUGAGCUUCUUGCUUUCAUGUAUGUUAGUUUUACUCAAUAGAUUGUCCAGUCUUGUAAAGUCACAUGUUUAUUGAGGUAUUUCUGAACCAGCUCUCAGAAUGGACACACUAAGCUAUUACAGUUUUGAGCCC
Messenger RNA from Megalobrama amblycephala (Wuchang bream), 1050 nucleotides. It is a transcript of the gene nabp2, whose product is annotated as nucleic acid binding protein 2. Gene Ontology annotation, cellular component: SOSS complex. NCBI's taxonomy places the organism in Eukaryota, Metazoa, Chordata, Actinopteri, Cypriniformes, Xenocyprididae. The record is from RefSeq and is a predicted model, not a curated record. Gene Ontology annotation, biological process: mitotic cell cycle checkpoint signaling; response to ionizing radiation; double-strand break repair via homologous recombination. Bases 236 to 826 code for a protein of 196 amino acids. Gene Ontology annotation, molecular function: DNA binding. The transcript is spliced from 7 exons.